AUGUCUCGUAUAAAGAAACUUACUUUUGUACUAAUGGAAGUGGAUCCUGAAAAUAAACCCAUAUUUAUUCUGUGGUUUACAAAACACAAUAAGGGCUCCAUAGAGCAGAUUCAUAUGGUUGAUAUCUAUAGUGUUGACAGCAAGCCAUUGACGUAUAAAUAUCAGAGGUGGUUGCCUUACAGCUUCUCUCAAGAAAGGUCACUGAACAGAUCAAGAAAAUCUGGCCUUGAAUUCCCAGUUGGAAGAAUCACUGGAUUUUUAAGUAAUAGAAAGUUUGUUGAGCGUGUCGACGCUGGUGCCCCAGUAUACGUCUCUGCCAUUCUUGAAUACCUUGCUUCUGAGGUUUUGGAGCUCGCAGGAAAUGAGGCUAGGGACAAGAAGAAGAAUGGGAUUGCACCUUGGCAUAAACAAUUGGCUGUAAAGAUCGAUGAAGAUUUGAGCAAGCUUUUGGGAAAUGUUACCAUUGCAAACAGUGGGGUUCUGACUAACAUUAAUCAGUGUUUGUCGCCAAAGAUAGCCGAUAGAAAAGAUAAAGAGAAUGGGUUUGCUUCAGAAGAAUUCUACCGUUUUUAA
Olea europaea var. sylvestris is the source of this 573-nucleotide messenger RNA. RefSeq names its product histone H2AX-like. Gene Ontology annotation, molecular function: DNA binding; protein heterodimerization activity; structural constituent of chromatin. Gene Ontology annotation, cellular component: nucleosome. Bases 1 to 573 code for a protein of 190 amino acids. The transcript has 5 exons. The record is from RefSeq and is a predicted model, not a curated record. NCBI's taxonomy places the organism in Eukaryota, Viridiplantae, Streptophyta, Magnoliopsida, Lamiales, Oleaceae.